ACACACUCUUCUUCCUGUUGAAAACCUGCCGCCUACAUUACCCACAAUGCAACUUAGUCACUGAGCUGUUAUUGCUGGAACUAACACACUUUAAUGUGGACGACUGAUGGAGUCGUCAGUAACCUGGUGACACCAGCAGGUGGCAGCAGAGCGUCAUGACGCAGGUGUGCCCAGGUAACCAGGUAACUGCUCAUUUGAGUAUUUAUGAUUAAUAUCAAGCAGAUUUUAUGCCACGAUGGCAGAAAUACUGUGAAUCUUCUUACAUUUAGUGCACUGACUCAUGUUUCUGUGCAGUCGGGGGGGCUCGGGCAGAUUUAGAGGUGUAUGAAUCGUGACUCAUCCGGAAAUUUAACCUGGGUCUUAAAAAUAACCUGUGAGUCGCAAAUCUCUGGUAUCAUUGAAUCGAAUCACUUGAGUCCUACUAUAAUCAAAUCUAAAAUGAUAAAUAGCGUCACACAGAGCUGUAUACACAGCAAGCCCACCAGCCCCGCGAUGCCGAAACGUCAGAGCCGGAGAGCGAGUCGAGUCUCUGGACUUCCUCAGCACGAGAAGCACAUCUGUGUUACUGUACACAGUGUUCUGCAGGUACAGGUGCAGGUGCUCCUGUAGGUGUGCUGUAUAAAUCCAUCGAUCGUUUCAAAAUGAAAAAAAUAUGAAUAAAAAUGAUAUAUGAAUAUUAAGUAGUAUAUUAUAAGUAGGCUAUUUUCAUCCCUCUUUUGCAUCAUAUCCAUUUACACCGUUCCCACCUCAGUACUCGUUUAUGUUUGUUUUAUCUUAUUUUAGUAUCUCUUUUAUUUUUCCAAUCAUGUAUUUUAUUGCACUAUGUUCUUUUCUACGUUAGUGGUUAAGAUGGGCUAGGACUGAGUUUCCAUGGUAAUUAGGCAGCACUGACUCAAGUGGCUGCAGGUCUUCAGUUUUCAUUCCGAGGAAACGAAACUCAGGGCGGACUUCCUCGCCGCCUUGUUCGCGCGAACCAGUUCGCACAGCUCAAAAUUCAGAAUUUCUUUCUCUUAUUUUCUCCUCUCUUAUUGAUUUUCUCUGAAUGUUCAUGAUGAGAGCUGCUCGUAUCUCUGAAUGUUCAUGAUGAGAGCUCCUACAGCUGUUUUAAACUUCGCCGCACGUCCGAGGCGAAUUCGCGUCAGUUCGCGGUCCUCGCACUCUUGGAAACGGCCCCGCCUGUUAAAUUCGCCUGUGGUUGUUCGACAGUAGCUCGUCACUUACAGUAAAGAGGAAGUUGGACAUCACUCAGAUCGUGUCAGCGAACCCCAAAGCAACAUUCAGAGAGCUUCUGUGUGGAGGAAACAGCUGAAUGAUGAGUCAAACAUCACUGGAGUCCAAACUGGAGGCCCUGCAGUGCCACUUCACCUGGGAUCUGGACCCCAGCAGGUCCAGACUCUGCCGUCUCAGGGACAAGCUGGAGGACAUCGGCACCGAGGAGGGAAACAGCUGGCUGGGUCACGUUUACAACCUGCGGGGGUACGUUCAAUACAAGCUGGGGUUCAGCAAAGAUGCCCAGAGUUUGUUCAACAAGGCUGCAGAGGCCUUCUGCCAGACAAGAAGAGCAGACGCAGACGAGGGUCCCUGGUUAGUGGUGAACUACGGGAACCUGGCUUGGCUGCACCACCACCUGGGAGAACAAGCAGAGAGUCAGGCUUACCUGUCAAAGGUCGACGCCCUGAUGAAUAAAUACCCAUCUCCAUCCCAGGACGAGCUCCAUCCAGAGAUCUACGCUGAGAAAGCCUGGACCCUGAUGAAGUUCAGCACAGACAAGAAGCAGCUGGCUGCAGAUUACUUCCAGAGAGCCAUCAGGAUGCAGCCGGACAUGGUGGAGUGGAAAACCAGCCAUGUCUUAUUGUUAGUCAAUGCUUCUAAGCACAGCAGCACAGGACUGGAGGCUGACGUCUUCGAGAAAAUGAGAAUUGCAAAGGAAGAAGAUCCAGAGAACUUGUACCUCGCUGCUCAGCACCUCCAGGAAUGUGCAAAGAAAGGAGAAAGAGUUGAAGAUGAAGCUCGAGAGUUAGCUCAGAAGAUUCUGAGGAAUCCAGUCAGCAGUUACAGCGGUGUGAAAGCAAUACUCAGGGUUUACAGAAACUAUGUUUCUGUGGAUGAGGCCAUUGAUUUGGCAGAGGAGGCUCUGAAAAACCAUCCAGAUGUGCGUUUUCUGAAGAGAUGUGUUGCUCUCUGCUACAAAUGGAAGAUCAUUUUUUUCAGAGAAAGUCGCCCGAAGCAAAGCAUGAUAGACAGAGCGAUCAGCCUCCAUGAGGAGGUGGUUUCUCUUUACCCUCAGUCUUCUCUGGUGAAGAAAAUAGACCUCGCAAACAUAUACGCAAAGUCAAAUCACAGCCAGGCUAAAGCUGAGCAGAUUUACCAGGAGCUGUUAGAGAGUGAUCUGGAUCCUGCAGAUAAACAGAUGGUUUACAACCAGUACGCAAAAUUUCUGAACUUUGAUCGACAGGAUCGUCACAGGUCGAUAAAAUAUCACAUGAAGGCAGCAGAGAUACCGAUCCAAUCCUUCUAUCGUGAGAACAGCAUCAGAGUUCUGGGAAAGAUUAAAGACAGGAGCAGAAACCGAAUGUGUAGAGAAAUCCAGCAGUUUCUGGAAAACCUGCAAGAGCCAUAGUGUGUUUAACAGCACUGGUUCCAAAUACAGGCAGAAGUGUAGGUGUUGCAUCACCGGAAGAAAUCUGUACAGAGAAAGUAAAAAAAAAACAAAACACAACACAUUUUGGAAAGAUAUGCAGCAGUUGAGGAAAAGAUGAUAAUUGAAAUAAACCUAAAAUGGAAGUGAGCCACUGAUCGCUGCAGGAAACAAAGUUUGGCACUAUUCAGCGUGAUUCAUUUGAUAACAACCACAUUUAGAAAAUGCCACUGAUCACAGCGCGAUAUAAAGCAAGGUUUGACUUUAUCAAUGCGAAUAAUUACAGCAGAAAAGAUUUUUUUUAAUCUAAAUAUUAAGUAAAUACGUGUAAUUUCACUUUGACCUCCUGACGUGAUCAGCUUUAGUUUCCCAGGUGUGGCUGAAUGUCUUCAGAGUUACAAACACAAAAGAAAUCAUGUAAAUUGUUGAAGAAACAAAUUAGGAUUUUUGCUUUUGAAUGUGCAGUUUGCUAGUUAACAAAACAUCCACUGGUGUGUGUAUAUAAUCUGAACUCAGUUAAUAACCUGAGUCAUUCACGUAGAUGUUGAUGAGCUCAUCCUCCCCCUGCUGGGUUGCUUUGUUUUUUCUUUUGGACUGUAUUAAAGUAUCUCUCUUUGGAGUAUUGAUUACUGAAACUCUCUUAUUGAUCAUGUUAAGAUGUGUCUUAUAACCUGAAUAUUAUCACCAGAUGCAGCUGAUUGUAUUCAUAGUAAAUCUUGUUAAUCUGUGUCCCAGCUGUGCAAAAUAUGAAUAUCAAUAAAUAAAGAUUAUGUACACAAAGAAAUCUUGUUUUGUUUGCCACCAGCGUUAAACUUGACACAUGUGCGAGGGUCCUGAUGAGGCUUUAUUUUAUAUGUCUGAGAUUUCAGAAUCAUUUUUCUAAUGAGUUUGUUUCAAAUAAGAUUAAUUUGGUAACUUUUAUACAGGAAUCUAUCAAUGUGAAGAUUAAUUAACAAAUUGUAUUUGAUAAUCCUAGAACUUGACACUUUGGCAUGUUCAGCUGUCAUUUUGGUUGCAUGAUGUAUUAAACUGGAUCAAUAUGGGAAGAGAAAAGUGUCAGGAAGAAGUUGGCUGAAGAUCAACAGACAUAAUUACUGUUAUAAACAGUUCUGUGAUGGUGACACGGCACUGUCAUGGCUGAAGAGAGAACAAGGAAGAGAGUUUAAAGUCUCUGUGCCAGUGUCACUGUGAUGACCCUGUUGUGUUAACCCAUUUCUAUGCAGGUCUCCCAUAUUUUAUGUCUGAACCCAGAGCUGGAUCAAGACAAAGUGAGGGCUCGUCAGCUAAAUGGACUUGUGUUUAUGUUUGGUUUGGUCAGUUUCGGUGGGGGACUCACACGGAUAGUUGUCCUGCAUAUUUAUAAGGAGACUUGGCAUCAGUCUACGGCAGCCUUCAAACAUUUAGUUUUUCAUCAAUGCUGGUCAUUAGUGUGGCACUGAGUUCUGUUCCCCUGGUACGUUGGUUCUGUUAAGGGAACUUUCUGUGUUCUUGUUUGUUGCUGUGAGGGAAACAUCCACUGUGUAAAGGAGUGACUUUGAAUAACCUUUUGUUACGUAACAAUUUCCCUCUCACAUCCUUUUUGCUUGUCAACCUGAAUGUUGUAACAAUGGUAACAGUGAUAAUGAUCUGCACACGUGAUCAUUGCAGGUUAUUGCAUCAGUGCGUGUUGUUGUUGUCAAGGAUGAAAGGAUCUAAUGUUCAGAGGUCAAAGGUUAAAGUCUCUGUGACCUCGCAAAAUAUUAGCCAACAUAUCUAAUGCACAAUUAAAGGAGCACUCUGUAGUUUUGGGGAAGAAUGUUUAUGUGCAGAGAAGGAUUCAUUGGCUGAUUUUGUUUUUUUCUGCUUAAACAAGCUGAAUAAACAAACUGUCUUUGUUUUCAAGGUCAGUUUGUCCAAACUGAAUAAAAAACUCACCUCAAAGGA
Molecule: messenger RNA, 4561 nt
Organism: Acanthopagrus latus (yellowfin seabream)
Lineage: Eukaryota; Metazoa; Chordata; Actinopteri; Spariformes; Sparidae
Product: interferon-induced protein with tetratricopeptide repeats 1-like
Exons: 2
Coding region: 1310-2620 (436 amino acids)
Biological process (GO): defense response to virus
Cellular component (GO): cytosol
Molecular function (GO): protein binding
Source: RefSeq, a predicted model, not a curated record